AGAAAUUCAACGUACAACACUACAUGAUGCAACAUCGUCGUAAUGUAGUACUAUGGGACGUGAUAUUGACGUAAUAUUGCGGGGUGUAACAUUAUGUUACGACAUAACCUUGAUGUGAUGCACAUAGAAAGAAAUGUGUCCGAUAAUAUUUUAUCAACUGUCAUGAAUAUGGUUGGUAAGACAAAAGACACAUUGAAAAGUAGAUAUGACUUGAUGGAUCUUGGAAUCAGACAAAGGUUGCAUCCUAUUGUGGAUGGGAAUAAUAUUUUGUUACCGGCAGCAUGCUAUGCAUUAUCCGCGGAAGAGAAGUUGAAGGUGUGCAAUUUCUUAGCUAAUCUGAAGGUUCCUGAUGCAUUUUCCUCAAACAUUUCAAGGUGUGUCAACGUACAAGAGAAAAAGAUACAUGGAUUGAAAUGUCACGAUCAUCAUGUAUUGUUGCAAGACAUUUUUCUAGUAGCUAUACGUGGUUUGCUACCCAAGAAAGUGUGUGAUCCAAUUAUAGCCUUAGGAAAGUUUUUCAAAAAUAUAUACUCUAAGUGCUUGACGAUUGAAGAUCUUGAUAUCCUAGAGGCAAAAAUUCCUGUUAUUUUGACCAAACUUCAACUUGUUUUCCCUCCGGCUUUCUUUGAUGUCAUGGUUCAUUUGCCAAGUGAGGCAAAGCUUGGUGGACCAGCUCAAUAUCGGAAUAUGUAUCCUAUUGAGAGGUAUCUACGAACACUUAAGUCAUAUGUUCGCAACAAAAAUCGUCCAGAAGGUUCAAUUGCAGAAGGUUAUUUGACAGAGGAAAGCCUCACAUUUUGCUCACGAUACUUGAAGAAUAUCUCAACAAAGUUCAAUAAACCAACUAGGAAUGACGAUGUAUCUGUGUCAAAUGAUGAGAUGUAUAUCUUUAAAAAAAGUGGGCAAACAAAGGGUGCCUCAGACGGCAUCAGGCUAUCUCAUGAUGAGUUUAAACAAGCAUGUAUGUAUGUGCUUCAAAAUUAUGAAGAGGUUUCACAUUUCAUGGAGGAAUAUACAAGCAAGAUUGAAAGCCAAAGUUCAAUGAGAGCUCAUAAAAAUGGGUUUCUUGAUUGGUUUCGUGCACGUAUAUUUGUACUAUCUCCACAAGGACGCACAAAUGAUGAGCUCAUAAGCUUAGCCGUCGGUCCUGCACCAUUAGUACAUCGAUAUUCAACAUUUGUGGUGAAUGUAUUUAGAUUCCAUACAAAAGAGCUUGCAUUGAGAAGAAAAACGCAGAAUAGUGGUGUCCUUGUGAGAGUAGAUGAUUUAGACUCUAAUAAGGAGUAUUAUGGUGUAUUAGAGGACAUUUAUGAGUUAUCUUAUGUGGGAAACAGAAAAGUUUACUUAUUCAAGUGUCAUUGGUGGGAUGCGGCUCGCUUGGUAAGAGGAUAUAAGAUUGACAAAUAUGGCUUCACAAGUGUGAAUAUUCGGUGUGCAUUGAAUACAAAUGAGCCAUUUGUGUUGGCAUCUCAGUCAGAACAAGCCUUUUACUUGGACGACAUGGUCGAUAAUGAUUGACUUGUUGUUGUGAAGACAAAUCCUCGUGACCUUUUCAAAAUUCCUGAUAAUGAUGAUAAUUGUGUAGAUAUUGAAGAUGAAGAAUUAUUGAAUGAAGAAGUUUAUCAACAAGAGGAAGCUGAAUUUAAUACUUUGUACACCAAUGACCAAGAAAAUAUUGUUGAGGUGUCUCUACAUAGGGAUAAUGUUGAACCACAAAGUAUUAACUACGAUUAUGCAAGUACGCAAGCUCAAAACGAUGUGCAUAAUGAGGAAGAUUAUUUCAUAAUGACAAUCAUAUAGAAAUAUCAGAGAGUGAAGAUAGUGAAGAAGAGUUAUUUGAUGAUGAUGAUGGGGAGGACACUAAUACAUCCUCUUGAAGUCUAAGAAGCAAAAGACGAAUGAUAUAAAUGUUACAUCCUAUUUUGAAAAUUCUCUAUAUUUUUGUCUAUGACUUUAUACUACCCCAUGUAUUUGUUUGGAACUGUCAAUGAACCAAUGAUUAUUGAUGCUUGAAUCUUUA
Messenger RNA from Nicotiana tabacum (common tobacco), 2020 nucleotides. RefSeq lists its product as uncharacterized. Lineage: Eukaryota; Viridiplantae; Streptophyta; Magnoliopsida; Solanales; Solanaceae. The record is from RefSeq and is a predicted model, not a curated record.